GGAAUCCAAGCUCCCCGCAGGUGAUGCGGGCCUCGAUUCUAUCCCAUCCAGUACCACAGACAGCGCUCCAACGCCGGCUGUAGCAUAUCUCCACUCUGCCUUCGUUCUCAGUCAUUCCGUCAACUAAUCUAACUGCUCCUUCAUUGGAGCACUGCUGUCCUGCAACUGCACACGCAAUCGACAGUAAUACACUCGCGAUAACUACGCGCACACCAGGCAUUAUCAAUCAAAACUCCACUUCCAGCGACAAGCAUAGAGUGAAGGCUACCACUGAAAGCCACAGAAUAAAUACUCGUUGCGCAAUGGCAUCGAGCAUGCGCAGUAUAAUUUUACAAAACAUUAAUGUUCGAGGUCGGAGGUCGCCACGUGGGCGGAAUGGGGAAGAUGAAGCGGUGUUCUCGUGGUAGAAAAGCGAGGUGCAGACCCACGGGGCUCUCUUCACUCCUGGAGACAGAGAAAGGAGUGGGGGAGAGCAUACCUAAAGUGACCAUACCUCUUCUGGAAAAGCUCUCAUCUACGGAGGUGGCAGAGAGGGAGUGGGCCUGCCGCUCCGUUGCACACCUGCUGUGCGAGACAGACGCCCAGCAGACACUGCUUAAUCACCAGGGACUUCCCCGCUCGUUGACAGCUCUGUUACUGGACCCUGAGUGGAGUGUGAGAGAGGCAGCUGCUGGGGCCCUCAGGAACCUGAGUUCAGUGGGAGGAGACAGUGUGUGUCAGACUCUCGUCAGAGAUGAUGUAAUGACUGCUCUUUCAGCUCUUCUUAGACAGUGUAUGUCUCAGGUGCAGAGGUACCCAGUGGCUGCAGUGAAAGUGCCCGAUUCUCUCCCUACCCCACCCUCCCCUGUUCCUCCUCCCCACUCUCAACCCCACUCCCCACACUCCCUCCCCCUCCCCCUCCCCACACUCCCAAUAGGACAGGGAAAGGGGAAAGGGAAGGCCAGAAACAACGUAACUCUUCACCAUGUUUUGGCCACCAUUGAGCAAAGCUUGCACCUUCUCCUCAACAUCGGUGAGGGUUGUAGUGCAGUAGUGGGUCUGGCAAAUCGUGAGGAGUUGGUGCCUGUUCUGCUCUACUUCCUCCAGCCAUCUGUCUUCUUCCCUGACAUCCUCACAACUGCAGCCAUGUGUCUGUAUACGGUGACAGAGGACAACCCUCCCUCCCACCACCUCCUCACCUCCACACCCUCACACCUGGCACACCUGGAGACCCUCCUAGCCCCGCCCCCUCCCCUGACCGACCUCCUGGAUCAGAGGCACUGGAUUAUCCUCUCCACUCUAUCUGCCGGAGUGUUUCAGCACCUCCUCCCCUCCCUCCCCACCCCUCCCCCCUCACCCCUCAUCUCCUCAGUCUUCUCCGUCCUGACGUCUGUGCUGGACACUGACGUCUCCUCACUCCUCACCACUCUCACAUCCACACCUCCUCACACACCCCCACAGGGUGAGUGUGAAGUUGAACACUCAGUUGAGGGUUGUCUGGACUCUGUGUUGAGCGAGGCUGAGAGUGUUCUGACUGCACAACUACUGGCACUGGAGAUCACUGCCAACCUCUGCUACACCGAGAGUGAUGAGGGAGAGUGGGAGGAUGUGGAGGAGGAGGAGGUGAUUGGUGGAGAUCUCCCAGAGACAGACGAAGGGCCAAUGGAACUGGAGGCCCACCAUCAGGCUCCAGAGUGGCUGAGUGGUGUGCUGGUGGAGACAGGGAUGGUGGGCAGAGUGUGGAGGAAAUGUGUGUCCCCUCUCGUGUCCCCUCUCCCUCCUCGCUCUCUCCUCCAUCACUGCCAGACUCACGUGGCAUACAAGUAUGUGGUAGCAAAAACCAUGUUACACAUGUGGAGGGAAGUACAGAUGAGAGGCAUGGCAGCUCUCCAGAACAUGUUGUCAGCUCUGCCUCCUAGUGCCACGCCCCCAGACUCUACCCUGGCCAUGUGGAGAGGUGUCCUGGAGAUGGUGGGGUCUUCUGGGGGUGUGGCCAUGUGUGAGGAGGUGACAGGGUUGUUGGCGGUGCUGGUGGAGAAGAUGGGAGAACAAAACAUGCAGUGUGUCAGUGUCGACCAACUGGAGGUGUUAUCAGCAGCCAGUCGAGAGAGGCUGGCUACCAACCAGUACCAGCAGGUGGUUGAUAUCAUUCUCACCAUGAGAUGUGUUGGUAAACACUCCCUCCACUUCCCUACAUCCAUCAAGACUCCCAUACUGGAGGUGGUGGGUAGGACUCUGAGAGAGUGUAUGUCUGGUGGAGGGUCAGUGUGGGUGGUGGCCAGAGCUCUGGACACUCUCUACGACGUCUUCGGCGCCGAUGAGUGUCCGCCUCACCUCUUCUCUGAUCUCCAAAUAAUGCCCAUCCUCAAAACUAUCGCUGCACAAUUGCCCAAAAGAGGGUCUGGUGUAAGCAGAACGGAGCUGGGCACUGCAGUGUAUGGAGAGGUGGUGUGUGCCAGAGACAAUCUCCUGCCCUUCAUCGACUACAUGACCACCAGAACUUGUCCCAAUCUCUAGUCCAGUUCUGACUUGUUAGCAAAAUUUUCUAAUCUGUGUCUGUGGAAUGAUGAGUGUGGAUAUCUGUGAAUGCUUUUGCACACUCCGCUGGAUACAACUGGCCCCUUUUCCUGCAACUUUGAAUUUGAGUGGGCAUAAGGCUCCAUUUCUUCUGGUACACUAUAAUAUCCAAGAAACUGUCCAUUGCCAUACGAUUUGUGCAGCCGUUAUGCUUACAGCAAAUCUUACAAAGAAUUUUCAUACAAAAAUUGUCAUUUCUCAUUUGAGAACAGGGAUCGAGUCUCAGGCGUUUGUCUUGCUCAGCUUGCUGGCGGAGGCAGUAUCCAAGAACCAGAUGAGCUCUCCUGUGUGAGGGAACACUCGGGCAAUUGGCAGGGCCGGCUCCUCUGAGCCAGGGUCCGGCUCCAGACACUUCUUGAUGACGUCAGCCUUGCUGGACCCUGUGCCUAUCACCACAACACACCUAGCAUUGUUGAGCACGGGGUAGGUGAGUGUGAUCCUGUUUGGUGGUGGCUUGGGGCUGUCGGUGAUGGGAAUGACCAAUCUCUUCAUUUCCUCCAGUCCGGGAUGGCCGGGGAAGAGAGAGCACGUGUGUCCGUCAGGACCCAUCCCCAGGAUGAGAAAGUCGAACUUCGGAACCUGGCUCUUGUCCGGGAACACUUUCCUCAGCUUGGCAACGUAGUCUUCCGCGGCCGCGCUCACGUCCACGGACGGGUCGAUGGGGUAGACGUUGCUGGAAGGGACGCCCACGUGGUCGAGGAGCUCACGCUGGACGUAGGCGAUGUUGGAGUCGGGAUCUGAGAGCUGGACGUGGCGCUCGUCGCAGGUGAACACGUGCCACUUGCCCCACUCUACGUCCUUGCGGCUGCGGAGCCCCGAGCACACCAUCUUAGCAGCGCUGCCGCCAGAGAAACCGAUCGUGAACUGCCCGCGACUCGCCGCGGCCUCCUUGGCCCGAGCGGCGAUUGUGUCGCACACCUUCUGUCGCAUCUCAUCUUCGCCUCCUCCAACGAUGUUCACUGCAGUGUUGUCCAUCUCGAACGAGAGAUAUUCGACGACUUGGAACCGUUGAAGAAUGGCCCUGAUGGAAGAUCAGCUGAGCGUGCUGAGC
Messenger RNA from Geodia barretti, 3607 nucleotides. Lineage: Eukaryota; Metazoa; Porifera; Demospongiae; Tetractinellida; Geodiidae. The record is from the annotation of a GenBank genome assembly.